Messenger RNA from Periophthalmus magnuspinnatus, 3893 nucleotides. It is a transcript of the gene ets1, whose product is annotated as v-ets avian erythroblastosis virus E26 oncogene homolog 1. Bases 107 to 1576 code for a protein of 489 amino acids. The record is from RefSeq and is a predicted model, not a curated record. The transcript is spliced from 10 exons. Gene Ontology annotation, molecular function: DNA-binding transcription factor activity, RNA polymerase II-specific; sequence-specific DNA binding. Gene Ontology annotation, biological process: cell differentiation; regulation of transcription by RNA polymerase II. Gene Ontology annotation, cellular component: nucleus. NCBI's taxonomy places the organism in Eukaryota, Metazoa, Chordata, Actinopteri, Gobiiformes, Gobiidae.
GCAUCUCAGCACUGCUCCUCUCCUCAGCUGUCACACUCCCCCUGCGCUCCCAGCUCGCUCCAACUUCUCUCUCCAAGUCCACUCGGCGCUGCUCCUCCUGUCCAACAUGUCCACCAUGAGUUACUACAUGGAUCCAGUUUCUUCCUACCCGGCCCUUCACCCCUGCGACCGUCUUGGUGCACUGCGGCAGAGUGGAGGAGUGGCAGCAGGACCGCAGACCCACAUGCCAGCAGUGGUGCACCCCCAACAGCAGUAUUACCCCUCCUCACAGCCCCUCUACCCCCCGGCAGACGUCCCAUCGCAGGAGGUGCCGAAUGGACACGACUUGUGCACUACAGAUCCAGAGUGUGGAGACGUCCCGCUUCUAACACCUGGUAGUAAAGAGAUGAUGUCCCAGGCCUUGAAAGCAACGUUUAGUGGUUUCACCAAGGAACAGCAACGACUUGGUAUUCCCAAAGAUCCCAGACAGUGGACAGAAAACCAUGUAGCAGAAUGGUUGACGUGGACAGUUAAUGAAUUCAGCCUUAAAAAUGUGGACUUUGACAAAUUCUGCAUGAACGGAGCAAACCUGUGUGCCAUGGGAAAAGACCGCUUCCUCGACUUAGCCCCGGAUUUUGUUGGUGACAUCCUUUGGGAACAUUUGGAAAUGCUUCAGAAAGAGGAUACAAAGCAUUACCCCAUCAAUGGACUGACCUCCAGCUUCCAGGAAUCUCGUUAUACCUCAGACUACUUUGUCAGCUAUGGUGUUGAGCAUGCUCAGUGUGUCCCUCCUUCUGAAUACUCAGAGCCCGGCUUCAUCACGGAGUCGUACCAGACGCUGCACCCCAUCAGCUCGGAGGAACUGCUCACGCUCAAGUACGAGAGCGAAUACCCCAGCAUCCUCCGCGACACGCCCCUCAACCCGCUGCAGGGGGACUACUGCUGCAUCAAACAGGAGGUGGUCUCGCCCGACAACAUGUGUGUGGGACGUCUCAGCAGAGGUAAACUCGGAGGCCAGGACUCAUUCGAAAGCAUCGAGAGUUUCGAGAGCUGUGACCGGUUGACGCAGUCUUGGAGCAGCCAGUCCUCCUUCAGCAGUCUGCAGCGGGUGCCUUCCUACGACAGCUUCGACUCGGAGGACUACCCCACGGCUUUGCACGGGCACAAACCCAAAGGCACAUUCAAGGACUAUGUGAGGGAACGCUCGGACCUCAGCAAAGACAAGCCGGUCAUCCCCGCAGCAGCACUGGCCGGGUACACAGGCAGUGGUCCCAUCCAGUUGUGGCAGUUUCUUCUGGAGCUUCUAACUGACAAGUCGUGCCAGUCCUUCAUCAGCUGGACAGGAGACGGCUGGGAAUUCAAGCUCUCUGACCCUGACGAGGUUGCUCGGAGAUGGGGCAAGAGGAAAAACAAACCCAAGAUGAACUACGAGAAGCUUAGCCGUGGUUUGCGUUACUACUACGACAAGAACAUCAUCCACAAGACUUCUGGGAAACGCUACGUCUACCGCUUUGUGUGUGACUUAAAAAGCCUGCUUGGCUACACGCCCGAGGAGCUGCAUGCAAUGUUGGACGUUAAGCCUGAUACAGAUGAGUGAAAAGAGACAAAGUUACAGAGCCAAGUGGACUGGGGUCUCAUUAAGUGGUCUUAACAAACUGUUUUUAGGGACCAAAAUGUUUUUAUCGACUAACUUGGACUGUCCACUCUGAGCACUUGAAUCUCAGAGCUUGUUUUAAAGAGAAGGCACAAGCCGAAUGUGUGUAUGCACAACCCUUUGCAUUGGAGAAACAUAUGAGCGAGGGAAUGUAAGUAUACUGUAAACUGGUGAUAUUUAGCAGCUCACAGCAGACGGGUAGAGUUCAGGUUCUGUUUUAUCUUAAUCGCACAACAAGGCAAAGUGGAAUGACCUUGGUGCAUAGAGGAAAAAGUGCCGCGAACCAAACGAAUUGGACUUAAGCUUGUAGCAGCAGAAAGCAGGUGGAAACUUUCCACUCUGAAUGUUUGCCAAAAUGUCUAAACAGAAGUGAAGAAGGAAAAAUGUCAUAUUUAUAUACAGUGAAGCACAAUUUUAUGUUUGACAAAGAGAGUGUUUUAGCUCGGACCAAAAAAAUGUCAGUUUUUGUCCUAGAUUUGUGCCAGUAUCAUGUUGUCUUUAUGUAAAAUGUCAGGCAUAUACUGGAAAGUGUUUUAUUUUCUUAUCUACCUGUCACAGAAGGUAUUUUCAAACCAAAUCAGCUUCGCUCUGGAUGGCUGUAGCUCUGACCUGCUCAGCACCUCUCAGUUCUGCAGUGGCAUUGUGCUCGCAGGCGUUGGGCACAUUACUCAUAGUAAAAGAGAACGACAGACAACUGAAAGUAGCCGUUGCUUUUGAAACUUACCGCCCAGUACAAGCUUUCACCUGGUUAGACACAUAUUGUGACUGAAACUUAUGCAUUGUUUUGCAUAUACCAUCAGUAUUAGCAAACUAUAGACAAUCUAAGAGCAGAGACUCAGACGCCUUUGGUAGGACUUGUUUUAUAUGCAGAAUUAACUAUAUUAUUAUUGUCACUUCACUGUCAAUGUUAAACUUGUUUUAGAUGUGUUUUUGAGAUAUGCCAGAUGACUUUGAAUCCGUUCAGUAUAUGCAGUAUUUUUUAAGUUGUCCCAGGAUAGUAUAAAGUAGGGCUCGAGAUGGUUAGUGCGUGGAUGUGGAAGACUGAGAAGACACCGGCGUCGAAUGACAAAAAGCGAGAAAAGUUGGAAAAGUUGGAUUUUAUUGAAAGUUUGCAUUAAAUGGAUUUGCUGACUGAGGGAUGUAGCUUUAAAACAUAAAAUAUAAGUACAGAGACAUGUAUUCGUUAUGUCUGUGACUGAAUGUUCAUUCCAUACAUAAAGGAAAAGCGGGAUGGCUUGCCUUAUGGGAAUUUCCAAAGCUGAAUAUUGUACAGUGUGAUUGUUUGCCAUGGCUAACUGUUGCCCAUAUGGGUCAAAAUAACUUGUGUGUUUGUUCAGACUGAAUUUCACAAAGCUGUAUUGAGACCAAGAUUAUACAAAUAAGCAAGGCACAAAGCGGAAUAAUAACCAAAAUUCUUGUGAGGUCUCGGGGAAAGUUGACAUUUCAUUUUGAGUACUGUUUGAGAAGUUGACCUGUAAAUAUGUCAUUUGUCUAUAAUUAAGAAGUGAAACAGACCAAUGCCUUUCUAAUUGAAUCCUAAUGCGACUAUUGGGCAUCACUGUACUUGAGCAUACGCCACACACUGUCUUUCUUCCCUUUUUAUUUUGUUAUUACGUGUUUUUAUGUAAGAGCUUUAGCAUAUUUACUUGUUUCUAAUGCCAUGGAGACAAAGCACAUGUCACAGCGGCCGUCUGUUUGGCCUCAUCCAGUUCACGCAUACGACGUAGACGCCAAUAUUCUGUAUCUGUUUGAAAAUGUCAGGAAAUAGAACAAUGUGGAGUGGCACAGCGCUCGCUCCUUUGCAGGUCUUGUGCUUUACUGGUAGUUUGUGGCAUAUGCAUAUCUCAGAAUGGAUUGUGAAGGAAGUAUUUUUAGAUUUUUUUUGUAUAUUUUAUAGUGUUUUGUAUUUUUGUUAUGAGAUCAUUUUAUUGUAUUAGUUUGCAAACAUUUGAAUAUGUUCAAUAAUUUAUAUUUUAUAAAAGACGAGACGCAGACAGCUGGUGCUUUCAUGGGAAUUUCAUAAAGGUAGCGCAGGACAACCUAAUGUAGCGAUGACUUUUCUUUUUUUUUUGGUUAUUUUUUUAUUUGUUUUUUUAUUCAUUUUUUUAAUAGUAAAUUCAACCUGUCUGCUAGAGAAAAGGCUGAUGCUGGCCCAUCAAUGAUUUCUGCUGGAAAGUUUUAUAAACUGUAGCUUCUAUUUCUAAAAUGUACUUAAUGUACUUCAAAUGUUAUGAAAUAUAUGUGAACAAAGAAUUUUUAA